This is a messenger RNA of Mycotypha africana, 1548 nucleotides long. RefSeq lists its product as uncharacterized. The coding region runs from base 309 to 1412 and encodes 367 amino acids. Gene Ontology annotation, biological process: ribosomal large subunit biogenesis. The transcript has 6 exons. The record is from RefSeq and is a predicted model, not a curated record. Gene Ontology annotation, cellular component: preribosome, large subunit precursor; nucleolus. Gene Ontology annotation, molecular function: protein binding. NCBI's taxonomy places the organism in Eukaryota, Fungi, Mucoromycota, Mucoromycetes, Mucorales, Mycotyphaceae.
AAUUUGAGGUACGAGACAAAAUGCAAGUGGCUUGAAGAAGCUUUAUUGUGACUGACUUUGAUUUCAACAUCAUAAAUUAUACAAAGCAUCACUCAUCGAUUCCUUCCUUCCAUUAACUUAUUUAUUUGACAGCUUGUAACAAAAUGAGAUAUUUUACAGGGGAUGAGAGUGGUUUAGUGAAAUAAAAACGUACAAAACGUGCCAAAAAAGCAGAAAGUGAAGACGGUGAAGAAGAAAAGAAAGAAGACACACUUCAACCAUUGAUAGGCGUUUUUGGUCGAGUCAGUAAAGAGUUGGCAGUUCAAAAGAUGAUGUGGGCCACCUUGAACGACACCAAAGUGUUGAUAGUGGCUCGACAAAAUGGCUCGAUACAAUUUUUAUCACCCGAAAAUGGAACAGUUUUGAAAGAAUUUAAGAAUAAACAUGUUGGUUUAGAAAAAGAACAAGGACGUUUUGUUGGUGUUUCCAUUCAUAACAACCAUCUUUGUGUAUGCACCUCAACGGGAGAUUUAUCUUAUACACCACUUGAUGUAGAUGAUGUAAAUGAGACACAAUCGAUUGCUGAACUAGGACCUGACCUGGAAAUAAUGCGUGCACAUCCUGUCAAAACUAAUAUUUUUGGCAUAGGUGGCAAAGAGAGAGAUUUGACUCUGUUUGAUUUGGAUGUUCUCAUGAAACAAAAAGAAGAAGAAACAACAACAGCAGCGGAAACUGAUAUGAACCCAGCAGGACCUCAUCAAAAUACUUCAGCUCAUAAAAAGAAGAACACAAAAGCAAAAGGCAUGAUCUUCCAAGCUAAAAAUAUUCAAAAUGAUUUCUUGGACUUGAGACAACCGGUCUGGAUCCAUGAUUUUCAAUUUGUGGAUAAAGACGCCACGAAAAUUGCGGUUGUCACCCAUUAUCACCAAUUUCGUUUAUAUGACACGAAAAAAGGACGUCGACCAUGUAUCAAUGCAGAAAUUGGAAAGAACCCAUUAAGAGCUCUUUGUCUCGGAACAGAUCUCAACCAUGUAGUUUAUUCGGAUACCGCUAGUACAGUGGGCAUGAUCGAUAUUCGUACUGGCAAAAAAGCUGCAUUAUUCAAAGGAUUUACUGGCUCUGUUACAGAUGUCAUCACAGUACCACAGCCAACAUUGGACAAUGAUGAUAAAAAGGGACAUUCCAGCGAACCUGUCAUGGUCAGUGUAUCUUUGGAUCGAUUUUUAAGAGAACACGAAACUACCACUGUUUAUCGUCGAAUGUUAAACAAGGCUUACUUAAAACAACGCUUAACCUGUGUACUAGUAGAUGAAGAGUAUGAAUACCCUGUGCCUAAAGUGAAAACAGCAGAAGAAGAGGAAUUGGAAGAAGAAGAGGCUAUGUGGGAGUCAAUGGAAGUAGUAAAAGAUCGCAAAAGAAAACAUAGAAGCUAAUUGCAGUACUCGGCAACAAUAAUUUUUUGUACAGUUAUCAUUCCUUUACCUCAUCUGCAUCAUGAUCAGCCAUUAAUAAAAGGUCUAUCUCUUUUCAUUUUGCCUUUUUACCUUGUAUUGAGCUAGAACGAGCAGG